AUAGAGCGCACAAACAGGAAGUUGUUGUCAAGUGUCAGUAGCGCAAAUCUUCUCCUACACAGAAAGAUGUCUGUGGUUUUCUCCCAGUAAAACCCGGGGACACUUCAAAAUAACUCUGGAGGAGGCCGUCGCACUGUUGGAACUUUAUCUGGUUGUGAUGAUCAUUUCUUUUUCUUGGGCCAUUUACUUUAUAUUCGUGUCGAAGCCGUUGUUUGGGAAGAACUAGCUAGCGGCUAACGUUAGCCAUGGGUCGAUGACACACACACUGCAGCAGCAGCAGGGGAAGAAGAGUUGACUGACGGUGUCUCUCUGCCCUGGUGGAGGGCUGAAGGGGCCGUGAUGGAUUUCUCCAAGUUCCUGGACGAGGACUUCGAUGUGAAGGACUGGGUGAACGGAGCCUUCACGGUGGUGCAGAAGGACGCGCCGGGGAAAGCGGACACACACGCAGCCACACUGGUCAUGAAGCUGCAACUGUUCAUCCAGGAGGUCAACAACGCCAUCGAGGAGAGCAGUCAUCAGGCCCUCCAGAAUAUGCCCAGAGUGCUGCGGGAUGUGGAGGCUGUGAAACAGGAGGCUUCUUUCCUCAAGGAGCAAAUGGUCCUGGUCAAAGAGGACAUCAAGAAGUUCGAGCAGGACACUGUGCAGUCGAUGCAGGUUCUGGUGGAGAUAGAUCAGGUGAAGAGCCGCAUGCAGCUGGCAGCUGAGGCUCUGCAGGAGGCAGACAAAUGGAGCACACUGAGUGCAGACAUCGAGGAGACCUUCAAAACACAGGACUUUGCAGUGAUCUCCUCCAAACUGACCAGCAUGCAGAACAGCCUGGCCAUGCUGGUGGACACGCCAGACUUCUCUGAAAAGUGCGUCCACCUGGAGGCGCUGAAGAACAGGCUGGAGGCUCUGGCCAGCCCACAAAUAGUAGCGACUUUUAACUCCAUGUCUAUAGACCAGGCCAAGCUGUUUGUUAAAGUCUUCAGAGAGAUCGACAGAAUGCCACAGCUUCUCGCCUACUACUACAAGUGUCAUAAGGGCCAGUUGGUGAGUAUUUGGCAGGAUAUCUCUCAGAGCGAGCUCGGUCUGAACCAGCAGCUGUCCGAGUUCUAUGACACCUUGCUCUCCACGUGGCACACUCAGCUCCAGUGGAGCAGCCAGGUGUUCAAGAACCCAUAUGAGGUGGUGACGGUGCUGCUGAUCCAGACUCUGGGGGCCAUGGUGCCAUCCAUCGCUGUUUGCCUGAGCACGGCCAUGGAGCGGGAAGCCCAAGAGCAGUGUCUCAACACCCUGCUGGAACUCCAUCAAACUACGUCCACGUUUGGGCACGGCCUGGAGGCCGCCAUGCUUCCACACCUGGGUGAGAAUAACCUGCUGAAGGUGAAUGAGCUGGUCUGUGCGCUGUACGACCCAUAUAAAUCCUAUCAACUGCAGUAUGGAGAUCUGGAGGAAGCGCACCUCCUCAUCCAGAUCAGUGCUGUACCUUUGGAACACGGGGAGGUAAUUGAUUGUGUAGAAGAGUUGACCCACUCUGUCGGCAAGUUGUUCGGCCUGGCCAGUGCUGCUGUGGACCGCUGUGUCAAACUGACGGACGGCCUGGCCGUGUGUGGCCUCCUCAAAGCUCUCAAAGCCCUUUUUACCAAGUAUGUGUCUGACUUCUCCACAACGCUGCAGUCAAUCAGGAAAAAGUGUAAACUGGAGGAUACGCCAAGUUCAUCGGUUUUCCAGGAGGAUUGGACGGCCUUCCAGAACUCAGUCAGGAUUAUUGCCACUUGUGGGGAGUUACUUCGACAGUGUGGAGCGUUUGAGCAGCAGCUGUCAAACAAAAUCCUGGGUUCGGCAGGUAAGUACUUGUCGGAGUCUUACAGCCCCCGCAGUCUGGCAGGCAUCCAGGAGGUCAGCUCCACAGAGAGGAAGAGCGCCACCAAGAACCCCUGGCAGGAGUACAACUACCUUCAGAGGGGCAAUCUGGCUGAAUAUAACAGCCUGAUGGAAGUCCUCUUCUCAUUAAAGGAGAAGGGCACAGGUAACUCCAGCCUGUUGGCCAAGCCCAGAACAGCACUGACCAGACUCAACCAACAGGCCAACCAGCUGGCGUUCGACUCCGUCUUCCUGCAGAUCAAACACCAGCUCUGCCUCGUCUCCAAGAUGGAGAAUAAAGAAGCUGGCAUCGGAGAGAGCUACACAGAGGACCUGCCCACUUACAGCCUGUCACCGCAAGAAUACAUAACAAAUAUAGGACAGUACCUGAUGUCUCUGCCUCUGCACUUGGAGCCGUUUGUGACCCAGGAGGACCCGGCUUUAGAAAUGGCUUUACACGCUGGGAAGCUGCCGUUCCCUCCAGAACAAGGUGACGACCUUCCCGAGCUGGACAACACAGCAGACUACUGGCUUGGCUCCAUUGCCCGGGCAACCAUGCAGACUUACUGUGACGCCAUCCUGCUCAUCCCGCAACUCGGCACCCAUUCCACGAAACAGCUGGCCACAGAUAUCGACUAUCUGAGCAACGUGAUGGACGCUCUGGGCCUGCAGCCCUCCCGCUCCCUGCAGCACAUCGUCACCCUGCUGAGGGCCAAACCAGAGAUCUACAGACAAACCGCCAAGUUGCUGCCUCGUCGAGUGGCCUCCACCAUCGCCGCCCUGCGGUGCAUCGACUACUAACAGUAAGGGAGAGGGGGAAGGACUCUGUAGGUAACGUGUAGGUGCAGUGUCAGGGCGGCCCCGGGGGGACUUGUGGAUGUUUGACCUGUUCCUGGAUUGUUUGGGGCUGCAGCAUUUAAGGUUUCUUGUCCUGUUAAGAGAUUAAAAUCCUGGUGGUUUCGUCUUGUUUUCUAUAAAAUACUGAUUCAUCUUCAACUAAGUGUGACUAAGUGACUUCUCACUGGGGAUAAUGCCUUCAACUCAAGUCAAAGAGAAAGUGUCUUGAUUCUAAAUCUUUAGUUUCUGCAUUUAUUUGUUGCUUAGGCGUCUGAGUAAGUAACAAAAUGUUCAUCAGGGAAUGUGUGAGAGCAUUUGAAAUCUAUAUGAACCACAUAUUUGUUUUUCAUUACUUGUCAUACUAAGAUAAUUCAUUUGAUUAUAAUAAAUUAUGUUAAGGUAAUGAUUUUGAUAUGAGCAGCAUUGUUUUCUGUUAAAUGACCUUCACAUUCAGAAGUUGACCUAAAAAGUAAAGGUGGAGGGGAUCUUUCUCUUUUGUUAUAGCCGGGGCUGGAUAAAUGAUAUGAAUGAAUUGAUGAUGUAACAGAUCUAGUUUAAUAAAUGUUUGAUCUUUUUCAUGGUUGGUCAAA
Messenger RNA from Hippoglossus stenolepis (Pacific halibut), 3272 nucleotides. RefSeq names its product component of oligomeric golgi complex 7 (gene cog7). Gene Ontology annotation, cellular component: COG complex. Bases 340 to 2646 code for a protein of 768 amino acids. Lineage: Eukaryota; Metazoa; Chordata; Actinopteri; Pleuronectiformes; Pleuronectidae. The transcript has 17 exons. Gene Ontology annotation, biological process: Golgi organization; intracellular protein transport; retrograde vesicle-mediated transport, Golgi to endoplasmic reticulum. The record is from RefSeq and is a predicted model, not a curated record.